ACAGUGCGUACGCAGGCAGGCUAGCAGCAGGCUGUUCUUCCUCUGGAGAUCUCUCCCCUGCUACACCACUACAGACUGCUACGACCGAAGAUAAAAGGGUCUUGAUUUUUACCUCUUUAGUGACUAUCAGACAUGGAUGGUUUCCAAACAAUCCUGAAAUUCUUUAUGAACCGGAAAACUGCUAUAGGUUACAGUUUUAUGGCACUGCUGACAAUGGGAGGUGAACGUGUGUUUUCUCUUGUUGCUUUCAGAUGCCCCUGCAGCAAUGAAAACUUCAGGUACGGUUUGGUAUUUCUCUUCUCCCCAGCUUUCGUUUUGCUAGUUAUUGGAUAUUUCUUGAACAGCAAGACCUGGAAACUCUUUACAGGCUGCUGGGUGAAUCCCAGAAAAAUAUUCCCCAGAGGGAACAUCUGCCAUUUCUUUUACAUCUUCGGACAAAUCACUUUAAAUGCUCUGGUAGCCCCAGUGAUGUGGCUUUCUGUGGCUUUGCUCAACGGGACUUUUUACGAAUGUGCCAUGAGUGGCUUGAAAAAUCCUGCCUACUUACAUGCAGUUUGCCACAGCAAAUCUGCAAUGUGCUUUGAAGAGCUACACAAGGUAGCGUGUGACAAAAGCUCCAUGCCCUUUUCAGAGAGCGACGAACUGAAACGAACUCUUCAAGCACAGUCCCAGAUUUUAGGCUGGUGUGUGAUAGUUACCACAGCUCUUCUCUCCCUGCUAACGACUUGCUGCGCCAGCUGCCAGUCGAAAGCCAGCCACCUCCAGCUGAUGUUCUGGAGGGUAUACGCAGAGAAGGAGAAGGAGCAACUGGAGCAGAUUUUCCAGCUGUAUGCCACCAAGCUGAGCGAGCGAAACCUGAAGUGCUUUUUUGAGAACAAGGAACCAGAAGUGAUUCCCCUGCCAGCUUUUCAGGCAUGGGAAGAUGCUUCCCAGCUCUACUCUUUCAGCAGUAGCAAACAGCAUUAUAGCACAAUUCACAGGCUAGUUGAAGAAGGCCAGAAAGAAAUCAACGAGGAAAGAGAGACAAUGCUAGACUCUGUGGACAGAAGGGAAAUACCAUAGAUCAAAUAUAUUUUCAGUUUUUUUAUGUCUUGCUAACAUAACAUACUUCUAGCUGGUUUCAUCUCUAUAUUUUUUCGCAAUGACAUCUUUCUUCUUCAUCAUGUUCCCUCCC
Molecule: messenger RNA, 1174 nt
Organism: Pygoscelis adeliae (Adelie penguin)
Lineage: Eukaryota; Metazoa; Chordata; Aves; Sphenisciformes; Spheniscidae
Gene: CALHM5
Product: family with sequence similarity 26, member E
Exons: 2
Coding region: 133-1062 (309 amino acids)
Molecular function (GO): monoatomic cation channel activity
Source: RefSeq, a predicted model, not a curated record